Molecule: messenger RNA, 1961 nt
Organism: Caenorhabditis auriculariae
Lineage: Eukaryota; Metazoa; Nematoda; Chromadorea; Rhabditida; Rhabditidae
Source: the annotation of a GenBank genome assembly
AUGAGCAAGCGCUAUGAGACCAUAAAACAUUUAGGUGAAGGACAGGUUACAAUUUUCUUUGGAACACUCUCAAAUGUUUAUUUUCAGUUUGCUAAUGUUUACAAGGCCAAAGACUUGAAGACCGGAGAGUUUGUGGCUAUCAAGAAGGUUUUUUUUAUUUCAAAUAAUCCAAAACUAAAGUGUAAAUUCAAAUUUUAGAUCAAACUGGGCUCUAGGACAGAGGCCAAAGAUGGAAUCAAUCGAACAGCUCUGCGCGAAAUUAAGCUUUUAAAGGAAAUACAGCACGAGAAUAUCAUAGGAGUGAGUUUCGAGAAUGUCAAAAAAUCAAAAAACGCAGUUACGCGACGUAAUUGGACAUCGAACCAGCAUCCAGUUGGUUUUCGAUUUUAUGGAGACGGAUUUGGAGGUUUCAUAUAGACCAUAUUGCCAGAAAAUGGGUAUUUUCAGCACGUUGUGAAAGAUCAGUCGACGAUUUUAAUGCCUGCACAUAUCAAAAAUAUGACAAUGCAGACGCUUCUUGGUCUCGAAUUUUUGCAUGCUCAUUGGAUUUUGCACAGGGUUUGUCUUUUUUUCAGUACGAGGUCAGGUAAAUGUAAAUUAUGAGAUGAGAAUGGAUUAUUUAAACUUUUUUUGCCGUUCUUUAUGUCAGUUUUUUAGGAUUUGAAACCAAAUAACUUGUUAAUGAACAGUAUGGGACGUGUGAAACUUGCUGACUUUGGUUUGGCGCGGUUCUUUGGCUCUCCGAAUCGGGUUUACACUCAUCAGGUCUACAAAUGCGGACGAUUAUGUGUAUUAGUGUCGGUUCAGGUUGUCACAAGGUGGUAUCGCUGUCCAGAACUUCUUUACGGCGCGAGAUCUUAUGGCGUCGGAAUCGACAUCUGGUCUAUCGGCUGCAUUUUAGCCGAGCUUCUUCUGAGGGUUCGUUUUUUAUUUCUUUUAAAAGUGUUUCUUGAGAGUUUGAUGGAUAUUCCCAUUUAUAUUUUUAAAAACGGACAUUUUUUUGACUUCAGAAAAAGAUAUUAUCUUUUUUUGAAAGGUAGCACAAGAUAUCAACAGAAAUGCGCUUUUUGAGACUUAUUGAAGAUUUUGUGCGUUUUUUUAAAAUUUUGUUAUGAUAGUUUAAUAUUAUCCCAAGCUCAUAUCUCAAAUCUACGCGACUUUACAAUAAUUUUCAGCGCAGAAUAAAGUAUCAGCAUUUUUUCAAACUUUAAUAACCACCAUCCGCUUUAAGCAACCUAUAUUUCCUGGAGAUAGCGAUAUCGAUCAGCUUGUCAAAAUCUACAACGUUCUGGGGGCGCCGAAAGAAGUAGACUGGCCGGUGAUGACGUCACUGCCGAGUUAUGUUGAAAUUAGGUGAGAAAGAACAAAAAAGAUAAAGAUGGUUCGAAUGUAGGCUGAGUAGUUUCCACUUUUUUCGAGAAGAUUUUUAAAAAAAAACUUUAAAUUCGGCAUCGAAAGACUGCUGCCGGAACGUGCUUAAUGAAGAAACGGAAAAUUUCUCGAUAUAUUGAGUCACUUAUUGCAUAGGAUUUUUUUUGUGUGGAGCUCAGCACUUUUCUCAACAGUUUCAUGCCAAACAAGUUUUGAUGUCUUUCUAACCCACUGUAGGAAAACGAAAACUCUCUGCUUUUCUCAGCAGUUCCAUGGAAGUUUCGCUUUUCUUCAGACCCGACAACGAAAAGCCGCCGGAGUUGCGCCAAAUCUUUACCGCCGCGACCCCAGACCUUCUAGAUUUGCUCAGCGCGAUGCUUACAUUCGAUCCGACCAAACGCUGCACGACGACGCAGGCUCUUCAAAUGGAAUACUUCAGGUCGGGUCCUGCCGCGAAAUGCGAACCCGGCUGUUGCAGGACGAUGCCGUACUCGUGUCCCGACGAAGAAUUGCCGCUCCCCAACGCCAACAAAAACAAACGGCGCAAGUUCGAGGACGGCAUGGUCGCACGUCGUCUCAACUUUGACUAA